AUGCCUUUCCUUGACCACCUCCUCACCUACAAGAUCACAGCUUACAACACUAGGCACCAAAGAGGAAGAAAGCUUAGUAUUGGAGGGCUCAUCACACCUAUCUUGUGUGCUGCUGGAGUAAACCCAACUGAUAGGAGAGCUACUGAACCAGGUUGGAUGGACAUCAAGUUCUGCAAGACCAACCUCCUCAUUGAGCACAAGGAGUUAGAUGGGAGGUUCCAAUUCAAGUUCACACAUCCAUUGGUUGGACCCUCCAAGUUUCUCCUGCCUAACCCAGAGCUCACCACAGUUGUAAGGGGUGAGAACAUUGAUUUUAGACCCCCUGUGUACACAUUAGUUGGGCAUGAGGAUGAUCUGCGAGAAGAGGAGCCUGAGCUCGAUCGAGCUGAUCGAGCUGAGGGUCGAGCUGACCUGGAGGAGCCCCUGUUUGAGAAUCCUGGAUUCGAGUACGAUCAACCAGUACCAGGACUUCUCUCAGACCCUGGACCCCUACAACCGCUUCGAGCGAGCACAGCUCCACCAAGGCCAAGGAAGCCACACACUUUGAAGAUGAAGAAGAAGAGGAAGAGGAGCCGCAAGCUCGAUCGAGUGAGCCAAGAGGCAACCCAGUUGCAUGGAGCGCUCCUGAUGGCCGUCUCCCAUCUCCAGACCACGACCUAG
Molecule: messenger RNA, 660 nt
Organism: Microthlaspi erraticum
Lineage: Eukaryota; Viridiplantae; Streptophyta; Magnoliopsida; Brassicales; Brassicaceae
Source: the annotation of a GenBank genome assembly